AUGAAGCGGCUUCGAGUUUGGGUUAUGGAUCCCGGCGGGAUGAUGAACGAGGCUGGGACGUAUAACCUGGCUGAGAUCUGGCCGUUUCCGAUCAACGGAGGCGCGACUGUUCAUUCGUCAAUGAGGAGUGGUGUCUCGUUUGGUGGACCUAGCUUGGUUCACCAGUUCGCAGACUCGAUUCUAAUUAGCACCAAUAACUGUGGCGAUCCGGCACGUAUGAGCCACGCGCUCUCACAGGCGGUGGUCGCAGCCGGUAUAUCUGGUGCUAGGAAGCGACGGGACGCAGCGGAGGAGAAGGUCGUCUCCGGGAGCGACGGCAAUGACGCGAAUGAUGGUGAGAGUAAAAAGCAAAAGACUUCAGGAUGCGAAGAUGAAGUGUGUGAUGGGAAAGCCGAAACAGGAACAUUGGAUCAAAAGAAGCAGUUGCCUGAACCUCCAAAAGAUUAUAUUCACGUGAGAGCAAGAAGGGGACAGGCGACAGAUAGUCACAGUCUUGCCGAAAGAGCGAGAAGAGAGAAAAUAAGCGAGCGGAUGAAAAUCUUGCAAGACCUUGUACCGGGUUGUAACAAGGUAAUCGGAAAAGCUCUUGUUCUAGAUGAGAUAAUCAAUUACAUACAAUCGCUGCAGCGUCAAGUUGAGUUUCUAUCGAUGAAACUCGAAGCGGUCAACUCAAGAAUGAACCCUGGAAUCGAGGCUUUCCCGCCAAAAGAGUUUGAUCAGCAGCCGUUUGAGAAUCCGGGGAUGCAGUUCGGCUCACAAGCUACAAGGGAAUACAGCAGAGGAGCAUCACCGGAGUGGUUGCAUAUGCAGGUAGGAGGUGGUUUCGAAAGAAGAUCGUGA
Molecule: messenger RNA, 840 nt
Organism: Thlaspi arvense
Lineage: Eukaryota; Viridiplantae; Streptophyta; Magnoliopsida; Brassicales; Brassicaceae
Source: the annotation of a GenBank genome assembly